AUGGCGACCUCGCUUGCUGCGCAGCUGGCGCAGGUUGCCGCAAACUCCAAGUCGAGUUUGGAUAUCAAAGCGCAAAAGGCUGCCCAUUCAAAGUCUCUGAUCUGGGAGCCUCGAGUUGCGGCUGCCCAGAGCUAUCAAACUCUGUAUGCGACAUGCCACCAGGGCUUUGAAGAGCUUUGCCAGCUAGACAGUCGAUUCACUGCCUUCCAAUCAACACUAUUCAGCGAAGAGAGCCAGAACCAAGACCGAAACCAGCUCACAAUCGCUGAGAAUGAAGAGCUGGACCGUCACAUCGAGGCCUUCCUCAGGCUUGUGGGAAGUCGGCUGAGACUGAUGCCCGCAAUCAAGGCCAUUGAGUGGCUGGUUCGACGAUUCAACGUUCAUGUGGAUAAUACGUCAAUUCUGCUCAUGACCUUCUUGCCAUAUCAUUCCAUCACCGCAUUUGCAACUCUCCUAUCCAUUCUACCCCCGAAGAUUCCAAGCCAGUUCCGAUUCCUCGAUCCCUAUAUUCGAUCUCUCACGCCACCUCCCCGAUCCAUCUUUGUUCACCAGGCCAUCCACCACGUCGACUUCGUAACUGCCGUGUCUGAAUACGUUCUCGAAUCAUGCCGGAAAGGCUAUCAGUAUCCCGCCCUCAUCACCUUCUGGGGCGGGCUCGUAACCGAAGCCGUGAGCGGAAUCCUGGAUCGCACAAAGUCUGGCCGAGCUGCGGUGCAGAGCGACAGCAGCCAGGCGUUGUUGCAUAGACUAGGCCCCAUCUUCGCCGAAUCGCUCGUCAUGAGAAAGGUCCCCAACCUUCAAAUUGCCUCCUACAUGGCUGUGGCCGUCUUCGUCUCAAAGGGCGAUCUGCACGAUAAUGCUGUUACCGCGCUGAUGCAGCAGCUCGUUCACGGCUGGACUGCCGACACCGUUCGACCCGGCCUAGUCUGCUUGACCAUCCUCGCUCAGUUCCGAUCCGCAAAACAGAUGAGCAGCAAAGUUACCAGAGCGCUUAUGAAGGUGCAAGAUAUUGGUGGUCUUCUCGUCGAAAUUGGCCAGGAGCGUCGUGUAGAUAAGUUGGCAAACGGAUUAUGCUUGGCACUGGUCGAAAGACUGGUAAAGAAGGGCGAUUCGCGAGGCCUUGCAACAAUCACCACGAUCCUGGGCAGCAACAUCUUAAAGGACAAGCAGGUGUCUGUCAUUUUCAAAUCACUGCUCUUAACGGCUCACGAGCUCAACGACGAAAACGACAAGGACGGUUCUCUGAGAAGGGAUGUCGGAUCUACCCUGAUAUCUCUGUCUCAAACCACUGGAUCGUCGGGCGAGGUUAUCCAACUGGUCAUUAACGAGGUCAAAUUCGAUAUCGAGGAGCUGGAAAUGAAGCUGGACCUCGUAUUCCGCACAAGGAAGCUUCCUGAAUCCACCUCGAGAGAAGACGAAGCAGGUGACGCCGCUGCUCAAGCCCAAUCACAGGACCCCGAGGCACGCCUCGCCGAGGUGGCCAACAUCUCCGAGUCUCUCGCUUCGUCUCUCUCAACGGAAGAUGAUGCAGCCUUUGUUAGCCUCAGUGAUUUGUUUGUGUCCAUCGUCUCCGACCAGACUCCACGAAAAUCGGAACUUCUUGCCCAGCUGGACCAGUUCCCCAAGCUCAAACGGGAGUCGGCCUUGGCAGACUGCACAUACUGUAGCUUCUUUAUUAGGAUCUGGUGCGGACUAUAUCCAGCAUUGGCGCGCGCGGCGGCAUUGGAUAUGGUUCGGAACAGAUUAAAGGCUGCACAAGGGUCUACGGUGGAUGUACAGGCCCUUAUCCCCUACAGUGUUGCGGCUCUGGGUGACCCUUCCAAGCGAGUGCGCCAAGCAGCAGCAGAUCUCAUUACCGUAGCAGCUGGGCUAUGCAAGCCUCCCUUUGCUAAGCAAUCAGUAACGGCAUGGGGAGCCGAGUCUCUCUAUGGAAAGCUCAAAUCCAAGGAUGUUGCAGCCCUGGGCGUAGAUGUUGCCGCCAGGUUCCUUCACCUCCAGCUUCUGCCAGCAGUUGAAGAGUGCGUCAUGGACCCGGACCACAUCUCUGCCGUUCUUAAAUCUGCCAUCGAGAGCGGCAAAUAUCAACUCGCCCCUGAGCCAUCUCUGGACAAGAAAGAUCACCUAUCCCAGUCCGGCAGACAGGCGCUGCUAACCUUCUUCGCCUCUCAUAUUGUUUCGACUCCAUUACUGCUAGUGAAGAGUAGACUUCUCAAAUCCCUGAACGAAAUCCGCGGUGUCUCCAACGUGACAAGGACACAGCUUCUCCUACCUGCUUUGCAGUCUUGGGCUGGCUUGGCGGAUUCCGAGGCGACAGAGAUCUGCCUCUCUCAACAGCUGGACAAGUCCAUCUUGGAUUCUCAAUUCAUUGACAUUAUUGUUCCCAGCGACGCUGCCGGGUUGGAAUUUGUGUUUACACUGUUGAAGGACGCUACAAGCGGCGAAAGGCCAGGCCUUAUUCGGGCGGCUUUCUCCCGAAUCAAGAAGAUGUGGGGUUCGAUGAAGGACGAAAUGAAGUUUAUGGUGGCGGAACAGUUCCUGGAGCUGUCUCAAGAACCAGAGGCAGCUUCCGAAAAUACGGAAUCCGUCAUCCCGGCCGAGGCUGCGGAUCUUCUCAAGUCCGUGCCCCUGACGACAGAUAUCUUAUCCUUCUUCUUGGACUCGAUUCAGACGGGCACCAAGAUGAUUACUGAGCCUCCUCCUAACAAGCGAAGGCGAACAAGCUCUUCCGAUGCCAACCGCGGUCUGAACACCCAGGUUACUCCCGAGCUGAGCCGUGCGCUGCGCAAGGUUACUUUUGUUCUGCAAAUCGUCGACAGCUCGGAUCCCGUAUCACAUCCUGAGCUGCUGGACGGUCUGUUCACAGCUUUAUCCGAGCUUCAACACUUUAGGACUGUCGUCGGCUCAGAGCUGGGAUACCUGCAGAACCUGAUCCUACGCAGUCUUCUGGCCAUGAUGCCAGCGUACAAGGCCAACAAGAAUCUCAAGGUGGACAGCUCUGGCGGUUACGGAGACUUGCUCGUAAGCUGCAUCCAGAAGUCAUCAAGCCCUGUAGUCCAGAACGCUGCGCUGCUGCUGAUUGCAAACCUGGCCACUAUCGCACCGCACCUGGUGCUUCACAGCGUCAUGCCCAUCUUCACCUUCAUGGGCACAUCGGUGCUUCGCCAGAGCGACGACUACUCUGCUCACGUCGUAGCGCAGACAAUCAAGGAGGUCGUGCCUCCGCUGAUUGAGUCGCUGCGGCAAGGUCAGAAGAGCCCCGUUGCCGGUGCCUCGGACAUUCUGGUCAGCUUCACGACGGCCUACGAGCAUAUUCCGGUGCACCGACGGCACGGCCUGUUCGUAGCACUGGUUGAGACCAUGGGACCCAAGGACUUCUUAUUCACGCUGGUGAGCAUGCUCGUCGACCGCUAUGAACUCAACGACGACUUGCUCCAGUUUAUUUUGAAUCUUCUCAAUGAUUUCACCAUCGAAAUCCAGCUGGAGACGCUGGUCAAAUUGCUCGACCUCACUUCUGAUCUUUUCAAGCCCAAACCUUCCUUGUCGCUUGUUCUGCUUGGUAGCGGUGAUGAAGAGGAAGAAAAGGACGUUGAAAAGAUUGCCCUUCGCCAGCUUUCCGUGCUACCGAGCCUCUUGGCAAACCGAAAGCUCAAGGUACAGAUUAGCAAGCUUGCCGACCGAGAUGAUAUGGAAACGUCAGAGGUCCGCCAACUCUAUGCGACUCUGCUUGAGGACGUUCUGGUACUCGCGGACACGGUCAAAUCGAACAAGAGCCUGCACAGCCGAUGCGGCAAUGCACUUUCCAACCUGCUGAACCUCCUGUCAAUUGGUGAAUUCAUCAAGGCCGUGGAGAGCCUGCUCGACAGACCCAACCUUGACCUACGCCAAAAGGUCCUUCGCGCGUUGGAACUCCGUGUGGGAUCGGAAAGCAACACGGAUCCUGCGUCAAGGACAGCCUUGCUCACCUUCCUGCCACAGCUCACGGCGGCGAUCCGGGAGUCCAGCGAUAUCCGCUACAAGCAUACCGCCGUCACCUGUGUUGAUAAGAUUGCUGAGAAGUAUGGCAAGAAGGAUAUCGAGGCUGUGGUUGCGGCUGCAUCAACAAUUGCCGGAGAACACUGCCUUGGCCAAGACGAGAAGCAGCUUCGUAUCAUGGCUCUCUUGUGCCUCACCUCUCUCGUCGACGUGCUGCAAGACGCCAUUGUACCGGUUUUGCCCAUUGCUAUUCCUCGGGCAGUUGCCUAUCUCAACCAAAGCUUACAAGAGGAUACACGAGAUGAGGAGCUUCACUCUGCCGGCUUCGGAUUCAUCAGCGCUCUUGCUGAACACCUGCCGUACAUGCUCUCCACUUACAUUGGCCGGAUCUUGGAAGUUUCCAACAAGUCAGCGGAGGCCGAGCUUGAUGCGGAAACCAAUGAGGCCCGUCUUGGAUGCCGCGAGUUCCUUGCGAAGAAACUGGAAGCGAAGGAGAUCUUCACAAGCUUGGACCUGAACUGGGACAGCGCCACAUCCAACGGCUUUACGGCUACGUCUGAGUACAUCGAGAUGCUGGGAAUGGCCAUCGACAAGCACCCCAAGUCGGCCGUUACCAAGAACGCCGGAGUUUUGUCCAGCAUCUUGCUAAAGGCAUUCGACUUGCGAAGGCAGAUACUGGCCAAAGGCGAGACCAGCGAUGCAACGCUUGCUCGUGUCACUGCCCUGGAGGAGUCGAUGAAUGACAAGGCGCUGAAGAUGAUUUACAAGCUCAACGAUGCCGCCUUCAGACCCAUCUUCGUGCAGCUUGUCGAAUGGUCUAGCACAGGGCUCCCCAAGGACGACAAGGCUGGAUUGGCAGCCCGACGAUACAGUGUCUACGGGUUCUUGCAGUCAUUCUUCGAGAACCUCAAGUCGAUUGUGACCAACUAUGCCACGUACGUGUUGGAGGAUGCCAUCAAGAUUCUGAGCAGCGUCGAUGUCAAGGUUGGCGGCGAAAAACAGCUUUGGAGCCGCGUUCUCAACACACUGGCCAAAUGCUUCGAGCAUGAUCAGGACGACUUCUGGCAAGCGCCAUCGCACUUUGGAGCAAUUGCCCCUGUGCUGAUGGAGCAAUACGCCCACGCUGCAUUGGUCAACGUCGAGGAAGCCCUGAUUCCCACAACCGUGGAGCUUGCGGCAGCGGCAGACUCGCAGGCUCACCAGAAAGAACUGAACUCGGCGCUGCUCAAGCAUCUUCGAUCAGAAAAGGCAGCAAUCAGGUUGGCGGCUGUCAAGUGCGAGCAGGCGUUGACGGAUCGACUCGGCGAGGAAUGGCUCUCGAUGCUGCAUGAAAUGCUUCCUAGAAUCAGCGAGCUGCAGGAAGAUGACGAUGAGGUGGUUGAAAGAGAGACUCACAGAUGGAUUGUCAAGAUUGAGGGCGUGCUUGGCGAGAGCUUGGAUGCCAUGCUGCAGUAA
Molecule: messenger RNA, 5427 nt
Organism: Trichoderma aggressivum f. europaeum
Lineage: Eukaryota; Fungi; Ascomycota; Sordariomycetes; Hypocreales; Hypocreaceae
Exons: 3
Coding region: 1-5427 (1808 amino acids)
Biological process (GO): maturation of SSU-rRNA from tricistronic rRNA transcript (SSU-rRNA, 5.8S rRNA, LSU-rRNA); positive regulation of transcription by RNA polymerase I
Cellular component (GO): small-subunit processome; 90S preribosome; t-UTP complex
Molecular function (GO): snoRNA binding
Source: RefSeq, a predicted model, not a curated record